Molecule: messenger RNA, 4146 nt
Organism: Oncorhynchus kisutch (coho salmon)
Lineage: Eukaryota; Metazoa; Chordata; Actinopteri; Salmoniformes; Salmonidae
Gene: flvcr1
Product: FLVCR choline and heme transporter 1
Exons: 10
Coding region: 616-2229 (537 amino acids)
Biological process (GO): heme export; mitochondrial transport; transmembrane transport
Cellular component (GO): mitochondrion; membrane
Molecular function (GO): heme transmembrane transporter activity; heme binding
Source: RefSeq, a predicted model, not a curated record
AUUUUAUGCAUAGAUUGUCUCAAUCGUUUGUUUUUUUCAGUGCGAGUAUCCUACCGUACAGUGUAUGCUAGGCAGGUAUAUUAGGUUAAUCUAAGAUUAGGAUUAGGGAGAGAUAAUGAGGAGACCAUGUGUCACUAAUGAACACAUACACCUUUGAACAACCUCAACUAUAUUAAGGAAAUUAUCCAGUUUAUUUGAAUGCAUAAAGAGGCCGGUGAGCACUUCUUCCAAUCACAUGUCCCGGACUGGUUGGGGAUAAUAACCGCCAUAGCCCUCCAAAUCAGGUAUUUUGAUUGGUCGGAGUCAUCAUCCGAAGGCCUCUAUAUUUGAGUUGUCUGAUGUAAAUGCGCCCUGCCUUACAGUACUCUCCACUCCCAUGCACUGAACAAAAGCGGCACGGGCAUACUAGGCUACAGCAGGACUAUGCGAAAGAAGGCGUUUAUGAGAGCGAAUAUAGAUAGAUAGCCUACAAUAUUUUAAAAUGACUUAUUCAUAAAACGGUGUGAAUAGUUGUAUUAUCUACUAACUGAAUGUUGGAUCUGCCCUAUUUUGUGUAAACGUGCUUCCUGACUUUAGGGUAUAGGCUAUAGCGAUAGGCGACGUUGGCGCAGCAUCAUGGUAGCUGGCGAGUUGGUACAGGAGCAUCUGCGACGUGACAACGCACCUGACGAAAUAGACAUCUCAUGCAAGCGCUCGGUGCAUAACGGGGCAGUCCCAAUAGGGGACCAGUACACCGAUCUAACGAAUGGAUCGGCACAUCUGACAGAACUGGACUCAAAGGCUUUGGAACAAGAGAUCCCUCCAGAUGAGAAGCAGGCUAUGCUUCCUGGAGAGGAAACAUGUAUCGAAACGAAACUCUAUUGGAGAAGAUUCUCCGUUUUAGCUGUGUUCAGCUUUUACUCCCUCGUCAACGCAUUUCAAUGGAUCCAGUACAGCAUCAUCACCAACAUUUUUACCCACUUCUACAAUGUAUCCAGCGACAAGAUCGACUGGCUGUCAAUUGUAUACAUGGUCGCGUAUGUGCCUUUGAUCUUCCCGGCAACAUGGUUACUGGAUAAAAAAGGCCUGAAACUGACAGCCCUUAUGGGCGCGGGUUUGAACUGCGUCGGUGCGUGGGUGAAAUGCGCCAGCGUCCGGCCAGAUCUGUUCGGGGUGACAAUGACUGGACAGAUAAUAUGUUCUAUAGCCCAAGUAUUCAUCCUCGGGCUGCCCUCUAAGAUUGCAUCAGUGUGGUUUGGCCCGAAGGAGGUGUCUACUGCAUGUGCCACUGCCGUGCUGGGUAACCAGCUGGGCACUGCCAUUGGCUUCCUGCUUCCACCUGUCCUAGUCCCCAACACUGUGGAAGACAUAGAGCUGAUGGGACACAACAUCAGCGUUAUGUUCUAUUGGACAGCUGUAGUCUCCACUGCUCUCUUCAUCUUGACUGUAAUUGUCAUGAAAGACAGACCCUCACUACCUCCCAGCCAAGCUCAGGCGGUCCUACCUGACUGUGCUCCUGAAGACUACUCCUACAGACAGUCCAUAAUCAACCUGUUCAAGAACAAACCUUUCAUCCUACUGCUCAUCAGUUAUGGUAUCAUGACUGGUUCUUUCUACUCUGUGUCAACACUUCUCAAUCAGAUGAUUAUGGCUUGUUACAAGAACCAGGAACUGAAUGCAGGCAGGAUUGGUCUCACCCUUGUGGUGGCUGGAAUGGUGGGCUCCAUCAUCUGUGGACUGUGGCUGGAUCACACCAAAACCUACAAAAUGACCACUUUGAUGGUCUACAUCCUGUCCUUCAUUGGUAUGCUGGUGUUCACCUUCACUCUGGACCUCAACAAUAUCUACCUGGUGUUCUUCACUGCCGGCGUGCUGGGGUUCUUCAUGACUGGUUACCUGCCGCUUGGCUUUGAAUUUGGGGUUGAAAUUACGUAUCCUGAAUCGGAAGGGACAUCUUCUGGUCUUCUUAAUGCAUUUGCACAGAUCUUUGGGAUUAUUUUCACAUUGAUCCAGGGAAGACUAACAACAGACUACAACCCCCUGGCUGGGAACCUGUUCCUCUGUGUCUGGAUCUUCCUGGGCAUCUUUCUCACAGCCUUAAUAAAAUCAGAACUGAAAAGAAACAACGUCAAUAUGGGCACGAACCACAGAAAUCUUCAAGCAGUCCCUACCGAGUGCCCUUCAGACAAGCCAACCAAUGGCGUCAAGAUGGAAACUUCAGUCAGCUUUUCCCACGAGACCUCACUUUAAUCCAAAAAGGACAGGGGGGUCAGGUCACUCAACACUACUGAACAUUUCAGAGGCCUACAACACAUUCAACAACAUUUCCUGAGGUUACUUGAAAUCUCCUUUUCUUUGGAUUGUAAACUGUAAUGUGUUAUAAUGUUUGUACUGUAGUGGUUUUAGCCAAGCCAUGAUUUGUUUAUACAUAGGUAAACUAUAAGCACCUAAAUACACCUUUUAACUUCCAAUAGUCCUCUCCUUCUUUUGCUUGAUGAACCACUUCUGUCUCUACAAUUGUCAUCAUCGCUGGUUCAUAAAGUGCUGCUUAUUUAAACUUAUUUCUAGGCAUUAUACAAAACCAAAAGGGAAAUAUAAUGUAGGAUCUCUGACCUGCCUUAGCCUGUGAGGAAGAACAUUGUUGUCAUUAUGGUGAUGCUAUUAUUGUGACGCUGCAUUAUUUGCAUGACAAUGCAGUUUAACAGUGUCAGUUUUGUUCUCUAUAACAUGUCAGCCAUUCAUACAAAUAUGGACCAAAUAUGACGCACUAAGAUGCACAAUGCAUAUGACAAAUGUGCAACAUGCACAAUCUACUUUUCGGUGUAUUACUUACAUGCAUGCUUUUGAAAGUGUUCAAAUGUUGACAACUUUGUUGAAUACAUGGCACAGUUAACAGUUCUGCCGAGAUAGGUAGCUAAUGGUAUAGCAGCGCCACCCAGAGGGAUUUUGUGGAAAUACUAAGAAAGCUGUGUGGAUGAUGAAGCACAAACAGGAGUGAUAAUGACUGCAGCGUUACAAUUAAAAUAGCUCCAAACCUUCACAGUGGAUUAUAUAGCUCAAACUGUGGCUAUAAAGACUAUGCGCAGUAGGUGGUCUAGUGGUUAGAGUGUUGGGACGGUCACUCCCACCUUCAAAUCCCCGAAUUGACAAGGUGAAAAUAUGUUGUUCUGCUCCUGAGCAAGGAAGUUAAUCCUCGGGUGCCGAAAAUGUGGAUUUUGAUCAAGGCAGCCCCCGCACCUCUUUGAUUCAUAGGGGUUGGGUUAAAAGCAGAAGAUACAUUUCAAUUGAAUACAUUCAGUUGGACAACUGUCUAGGUAUUCCCCAGUACAUCUCUAAACCGCUAUAUUUAGGCUCCUGUUUUUCCUUUGUUUUAACGGGAAUAAGUAAUAUCAUUCCAUCAAUAAUCAGAAGAUCCAACCCAUAGGCGUUUCUGCUAUCUCAAAAACAAUUUACUGUUUUUAAAUGGUUGCUUCCUGCAGGAUAUGUCCAAAUUAGUGCUUAUAAUUAUUCAUAUUUGCGUAUCAAAACUAAUGUUAUUAUUUAGCUUCUUAUGACCGUAGAUUUUUUUAUUUAUUUGGUUGACAGAUGUAUUCCUCUCUUUUCUAGAUUUGUAUGUAGUUCUGAAUAAUGAUGAAAUAACAUUCGAAUAUGGACAUUCAUAACAUUUCCUUGCUUUUUUUUCUCGAAAUUUGAUAGUUCACUAUACCAAUUUAGUUAUUUGUUUCAUUUAUUUAUUCAUCUUUAUUUCAAUGUAUUGCAUUUACCAAGACCACUGAACUGAAUCAUUGUUCCCAACUGAAAAUGAGUACAUCCGGACCUUGAACUAUACUUACCUAUUGUUCAAUACAACAUAUGGCUUUGACACACCACUGUCUAAAGUCUCGACAGCCUGAUUUAUAAUUUCGCACAGUAAUCCACAGUAUAGUCAAUGCCAACACUGUUACAAUACAGCUGCUAUAGAAUGUGUCUGCUAGACAAUCCCUUCAAGGUGCCCCAGAUUGUACUGUAAAAAUGUGGUUUUAGUUUUGCCUCUGUAGUUUGUCUUUGGGCUUUUCUCGGUGGUAAGGAGUCGCAUGUGUACUUGCUUAUCUGCAGAUAAUGUACUGUGGCAAUCAAAACAUAAAACACAGAGUGUAAACAAUACAAUAAAAUGGUUUUUAGCUCAGC